Messenger RNA from Cannabis sativa, 435 nucleotides. RefSeq lists its product as uncharacterized. The transcript has a single exon. Lineage: Eukaryota; Viridiplantae; Streptophyta; Magnoliopsida; Rosales; Cannabaceae. The coding region runs from base 1 to 435 and encodes 144 amino acids. The record is from RefSeq and is a predicted model, not a curated record.
AUGGAGGAUAAAUCAUUCAUUGACAAAUAUCUAGGAGUUCCUCAAUGCCUCUCCCAUUCCAAAAAAUCCUCUUUCCUUUUCAUUCUCCAAAAAGCUAGUAAUAAGCUUUCUUUCUGGAACCAAAAGCUUUUCUCCAAAGCUGGCAAAGAAGUCCUGCUCAAAUCGAUAAUCCAAGCUAUUCCCUCUUAUGUCAUGUCAUGUUACCGACUUCCUAUUUCUAUCUAUAAGCACUUUAGCAGUCUCAUGGCUAAUUUCUGGUGGGUAUCCUUGGGAAAUAGGCAUAAGGUUCAUUGGAAAAGAUGGGAUCAGAUUUGUAGGUCAAAACUCUAUGGGGGUCUUGGGUUUUGUCAAAUAAGUCACCAUAAUCAAGCUAUGUUGGCCAAGCAGGCUUGGCGUAUUUUCACUAACCCCAAUUCAUUGGUUGCUUCUCUUUAA